AUGGGACUUCGUACUUUGACCUGUGGCCGUGGCCUUCGACACUUAACAGUUUUAACAAUUUUAAACGGGACCAAGUUCGUUUGCUGCAAAAAUGAAUGUGAAACAGUUGUGCGGGUUUUUUCUUCCAAUUUUAAAACAUUAGUUCAGCUGUACCUCUUGCUGUGGGCGUGGCUGACAAGCAAAGAUCGUCUGCAUUUUUGGAAGCCUAAAGACAGAAGUUCACCUCCAGCUUGUCUCGGUAUUCGACUGCAUUACGUUGAAGUUGGUGACCGGAAAAAGCCAAUGCUUCUUUGCCUGCAUGGCUUUGCCGAAACUUGGUACUCGUGGAAACAUCAACUACGUGCCUUUUCGAAGACGCAUUGGGUAAUUGCCGUAGACAUGCGAGGUUAUGGAGAUUCGGACAAGCCUCAUAGGGCAGACGAGUAUGAUUUACGGAUCGUGAUAGACGAUAUUCGUCAAUUAAUUUUGAAGCUAGGUAAGGAAACAUGUGUGCUGAUGGGGCAUGGCUGGGGUGCAGGAAUUGGUUGGUUGUUUGCUGCUAUUCAUCCCAAUAUGCUGACUCAUUUCAUUGCUUUAAGCUGUCCACAUCCGGCAACGUUAAAAUACAACUUUUCCAAUUCGUGGAGGAGGCCUUAUAUCUUACGGGAUUUGUUUUUCUUCCAAGCUCGGUGGGUUCCUGAGGUUUUCUUGCAAUCUCAAGACAAUAUCGUCAUAGAAAGUAUUGCAAAAAUAGGCUGCACUACUAGAGAAGACGCUUUUCAAGAGGUGGAAGCAUACAAAUACUAUUUCGGCAAGCCAGAUGCUUGGAGAGGGCCGCUGAAUUAUUAUCGUCGACUGUUCAAUCCUGGAUCAUUAAUGUGGAUGACUAAGUCUCAGCUACGUGUGCGAGUACCAACGCUGCUUGUAUUUGGCAAGAGGGAACCAAAUUUCUGUCAAAGAAUAAUCUCUAGUUGUUCAGAAAAUGUCGACCGAUUUGACUUUCAUGUUAUUGAAAGUGCGUCGCACUGGGUUCAGAAAGAAACACCAGACAAAUUCAAUGUUAUUUUAGCGAGAUUUCUAAAUGUUAACCUCUGACAUGACUUGUUUUAAUCGUGCUUUGGUAUUCCUCAUUAAAAACAGUUACGUUUAUACUA
Daphnia magna is the source of this 1133-nucleotide messenger RNA. RefSeq names its product epoxide hydrolase 3. Gene Ontology annotation, molecular function: hydrolase activity. Bases 1 to 1074 code for a protein of 357 amino acids. The transcript is spliced from 8 exons. The record is from RefSeq and is a predicted model, not a curated record. NCBI's taxonomy places the organism in Eukaryota, Metazoa, Arthropoda, Branchiopoda, Diplostraca, Daphniidae.